Zingiber officinale is the source of this 323-nucleotide messenger RNA. RefSeq names its product imidazole glycerol phosphate synthase hisHF, chloroplastic-like. Gene Ontology annotation, biological process: L-histidine biosynthetic process. NCBI's taxonomy places the organism in Eukaryota, Viridiplantae, Streptophyta, Magnoliopsida, Zingiberales, Zingiberaceae. The record is from RefSeq and is a predicted model, not a curated record. The coding region runs from base 15 to 323 and encodes 102 amino acids. Gene Ontology annotation, molecular function: imidazoleglycerol-phosphate synthase activity. The transcript has 3 exons.
CAUUGUCAUUAAGGAUGGUCGAGCCACUUUGUAGAUACGUAGAGAGUGACCGUCCAUUUUUGGGGAUUUGCCUUGGACUUCAAUUAUUGUUCGAGUACAGUGAAGAGAAUGGUCCAGUAAAAGGUCUUGGUUUGAUACCUGGUGUUGUUGGACGUUUUGAUUCAUCAAAUGGUCUCAGAGUACCUCAUAUUGGCUGGAAUGCUUUGCAAACCACCAAAGACACUGAAAUUAUGGAAGAUGUUGGAGGACGUCAUGUCUAUUUUGUUCAUUCCUAUCGUGUGAUGCCUUCAGAUGCUAACAGAGUGGAUUUCAUCAAUAUGUAA